Messenger RNA from Peromyscus leucopus (white-footed mouse), 2780 nucleotides. RefSeq lists its product as uncharacterized. Bases 658 to 2415 code for a protein of 585 amino acids. The transcript has 6 exons. Lineage: Eukaryota; Metazoa; Chordata; Mammalia; Rodentia; Cricetidae. The record is from RefSeq and is a predicted model, not a curated record.
ACUUUCCUGUCACACUUCUGGGGAUGUCAGCUCACCCAAAAGGCAAACCGAGCAUGGGCGCUAACAUCACUCAUCUCACAGGAGGAAACUGAGGCCUGGGGACGGGGUGCCUGCCUCCAAAGAUCACACACCAGUGAAUGCAGAGAGAGAGCGGCCACCACAGUUCCGUUGCCCCACACCUGUGCACUCAGCCUGAGGACCCAGCACAGCUCAGGAAGGAAGCACAGGAUUGGAGGACACACAGGGCCCUCCCACGGUGCAGAGGCUUGGCGGGGAGGCGUCUGCGCCCUGCAGCCUGCUCUCCAGUCCUGGUGAGACUCCAGUGCCUAAGCUGCUGACACUGAGGCAGGCCGCUCACUACCUCACUUCCCACUACCUCACUUCCGCUCAGGCUGAGCUGCAGGGCCUCUCGUCCACUGCCUGUCCCCAGAGGCUCCUCCCACUGGGCCCCGAGGUGCCCAGUGACAAGCAGAAGAUGCCUCCAGAAGAAGACUGACAACACAGGGUUGUCCCUUCACCAGGGGACAGGGUAUAUGGCAGGCAGAGGGCACAGCAGCAGGCUUCAGAGCAGAGUGUGUGCUCCCCUUACCAGCAGGAACCGUGGGUGUCUGUGCCAGUCUGUCUUUGGCAAGUGUUGAGCAAUGGAGGGAAGGCUGGAUGAACAGAGAGCAUGCCCCAGUCUCACAGCAGCCCCCGACAGCUGAGGGAGCCUUGUGUGGACCCGGAGAAACUACUUGUGGGCCAGGCAGUGACAACCAGGACACAGGGUGCCGGGGGCAGGUGCCUCGUGUGCACAAGAAGCAAGACCCGAAGGCUCCACACAGAGCCCUACCGCGUGCUAAUCUGGAAAUGUCCAAGUUGCACGACAUAAAGCAGGCAAAUGGCUGCUGGGGCUGGACGCCAAGGGCGAUCAGUGAGGGAGCUGUGUCGAGCGAGGGCCGUGACCAGAUCCAAGCUUGGGGUGGACUGGAGGAAGGGGAGCUGAGGAACGGUCAAGGCUACAGAGAAGCCCUGGACAUAGAGUGCCCGGAGAGGGGCAGACGGCUGGGUGAAGAGUGGUUUGUGGGAGAUUUGGCAGCAGAGGGCUCCAGUGGCCAUGUCACGGAGAAUAUGUUGGUCGAGGGGCCAGGUGGUCCCGUGGACAGACGAGGUGCUGGCGAGGUCUGGAAGCAUGUGACCCUGGGCUCCCAAGAAGGGCUAGACCCUCCUGACCUUAACAAAGACAGGGCUGCAGAGACUGAAAGAGAUAGAUACGAUGAGGGGCCCGAGGGCCCAUGGGGAGUAGCAGCGGCUGGUCAGCGGCGGCACCGCAAACAUCCCAACACACCUCAGACUCAUCAAAGUCAAGUCCAGGAUGGCAUCACAGGGCCAAGCAUGGUCACCUUCCUGCUGCUCAGGACACCCAGAGAGAACUGUCCUCCAGGUCCGACAGCUCUCCUGAAGAUGGACCGUCACAACAUGUCCUGGAUCCGCUACCCUAGCCAUGUGUCCCCAGCUGUGGAGGACGUCAUUGCAGCACAGAGCAUCAUUUCUAGGUUCGUGCAGGUGUAUGUAGCAGUGUUUGUCCCGCUGGGCCUAGUGUCGGGGCUCUUCAGUCUCAUCGUGUUCAUCCAGGACCGCACUAGGCUGGGGGUGCUGGACAGGCUCCUUGCAGGCCUCACAGUCACUGGCAUCUUUGCGACUCUACUGUCCCUCAAUGCUGCUGGCCGGCCUGAUUACGUGUCCACGACCAACCUGGGCUGUGGGGCACUCUCAUUCUUCUCCAACGUCUGCUACUUUACAGCUCAGUACCUGCAGGGGGCCAUGCUCGUCCUAUCUCUUCUGCCGGGAUCUUCAGGCUACCAGCUCUUGGUGAGGCCUGUGGCAAGCCUAGCUGCCAUCGGGGGCUGUGCAGUGUGUAGCUCGCUCAUCGUGGUGUCCCUGCUGGGCACAUCUGGGGAGCUGCACACAACCACCCUGUGCCAGGUGGAUCCACUGACUGCAUGGCCGGAAUACGAGAUUGUCAAGUUCAGCCUAGGCUUCGCAUUUGCCUUGAGCUUCCAGAUGGUUCUCUUCCUCCUGUAUGCUACACAGCCAGCCUGGCGGGUGGCUCCUGCUCCGAAGGACACAGCCUCUGGGCGCUGGGUGGUACUGGCCGUGGCUCUCAACAUGUUUGCCUGUAGACUCUUCUAUAAUGCGAUCCUCCUGCAUCGGGCCCAGCUGAAGCUUUGGAAGGAUGUGGGCUCCCCCAGAGAUGAGCUGUUCAUGAACCUCGCAGAGCUGGCCCUGUCUGUAGAGAGCUGCAUCAACUUGGUGGCCACCCUCCUCCUCCACCCACGGUGCAGGCUCAGGUUGCUGGGCCUCCACGAACGCCUCACACAGAGAUGUAGGCGGGGAGCGGACAACAGCAUGCCCUUGAACAGAGUAGGGGGCUAGACAGGGCCUGCCUGCUGGCACAAGCCACACCCCUUCCUGGUGUUCAGGGAAGAGUGCCUUUCUAGGGAGCCUGGACAGGGUUCACAUGGUCUGGAUAGUGUUUAACAAACACGAACUUGCCUUCGGUCACCUCAACCUAUGCAAAACAAGACAGUUUCUCUUUUCAAAUCAACAGAUGCACCUUGAGGAACAUUCAAGUCAAGGACACAAAGGCAUGGGUACAGAAGCUGACCAGAGACCAUGGGUCUGCUGGAAGGUGUCCUGACUAUAAUGGCCAUGUGUGCCUGCUGGCUGCCAUCCUCCAUUCCAUAGCCCAGACCGAUGACACAGGAAGGGCACUGUGGAAAUAAACAGUGCAUAACUUG